AUGGCCAAAUAUACCAGGAAAUUGACGCCAAUUGUUGGUGAUGAACGUAGACGAAAGCGGGCUUGCCACGACCGAACUCAGACUGUCAUGAAGAAAGGGGAUGAGCUAGCUGUGUUGUGUCCAGGAACUAGGGUCUGGGUUAUUGUUCAAAACGACGAACAGACGUGUAUUUACAGUUCCGAAGAGUCUUCCUCCCUGCCUGUGCUCUCAGGCAAUGAUAAUGUCAUAAGUACAGGCCCUGGCGAUUACAGAACACACAACGAAGCUAUGGCAACAGGGCUUACUUCGUCUACACGAUAUACUCCCCCACCUUCCACUGCACAAUCCGCAACUUCAUUCGUACCUGCCGCAACCUCACCUCCAGUUACUAAUUCAGCUCCCUCCACCAUGAGCUCGCCUCCGAUGCCUGUUAGCUCUUCGAGUUAUACCCGGGGUAUCAAACGGACAAAUUCAGCACUAGACCGAGGGCGGACGUUUUUAAACCCAUAUGAUGUUCCAAAUGAUGAUGAAGAGGGUUCGGAAAGGAUGUCAAGACCCAGAAAAUAUCUGGGUGAAGCCGGUCACUCGAACCCCCGCCGAAGCAUCUCCCGAAUCAAAGACGAAAUGAUCUCAAGAUCCCUCAUGAGAGAAAUACCAGAGUUCAGGUCAUCGCGUGAAAGAUCGUCGUCAGGAUCUAGGGUUCACGUUUAA
This is a messenger RNA of Botrytis sinoallii, 690 nucleotides long. RefSeq lists its product as uncharacterized. Gene Ontology annotation, molecular function: protein dimerization activity; DNA binding. The coding region runs from base 1 to 690 and encodes 229 amino acids. The transcript is spliced from 2 exons. The record is from RefSeq and is a predicted model, not a curated record. NCBI's taxonomy places the organism in Eukaryota, Fungi, Ascomycota, Leotiomycetes, Helotiales, Sclerotiniaceae.